CACGAAUAUAGGGGCUAGAAAGCGAAAGCUUUUCGUUAUCUAAAAAUUUUCGAGUGGACGUGUUUUUUUUUUUGUCAAAAAAUUCGUAACCUUUGGCGUGUUGUUCUGUGCGCAUAUCGGUUAGACAUCAUUGGUACGUUUCUAUGCCCAUCUUUCGCGGCCGCGGUUUUCGGAUAUUUGGUUCCUUCCUAGCUCAAAAUGCAAAACGUAGAAGUCAUCGUGGCGUUUGGAAAGCUUCCUCUGCCUUUUCUGACGUGGCCCCGAUGCGUGUGGACAGCGAGAGUGCCAUUCGUCAAUGCCUCCCGAUUAUGGAAAGAAGUUUCCGCGUGAUUUACGAGGAUGCAUCGAUUAUUGUCGCUUACAAGCCACCGGGCGUUCACACUGUUCCUAUGGCGAAGCGCCAAGGCUCGGAGACAACUUUGUUUUCGUGGCUUUGUACCCGAUAUCCAGAAAUUUCCGGGGUGAGGACGAGAAAGUCCUUCGAGGGAGGAGGGGUUCUUCACCGCCUCGACAAGAGGACGUGCGGUCUGGUAUUGGUGGCGAGGAACCAACGCAGCUACGAGAACCUGUGGAACCAACAACACCGACAUCUGGGCCGGCAUCUGAUAAGUCAAGGAGACUCUCGGAACAGAUCAUCGGUAGAGGCCGACAAGCCGGGCGGAAUCGUUAAGACAUACGUUGUUUUUUCUCGCUUCGAGCAGUCCGCGGGUCAUCUGUCUUACCUCUCCGACAAAUGGGACGAAAGAAUCAGUCCUACGAGAGAGCACUGGCACAGAAUUCUGCAAAAACUAAAAAAAAGUGAUCGCCCUGAAAAGUGUCAACACCGAAUCGAGAUUUGUUCCAAGUUUCGUCCCUACGGGCCCAAGCAGAAAAUAGUCAAGAUACUAUUCGGAAGUCCCUCUGGGGAAGAGGGUCCGGUGUACAUGAGUAAAAUUGAAAUUUUAGAUAAAUUAGAAAGUCGCGUUAUCGUAUGUCGAGUAACUAUAAACCGUGGAUUCCGGCAUCAGAUCAGAUCACACAUGGCGUAUCUCGAUUGUCCGGUCAUUGGUGAAGACCUGUACACCGACGCUGGUAAGGCGAUGGACAGAAGAGACGAAGCAGAGAGCUUGCAAUUCGGACUAUACGCUAUGAAGGUGCAGUUUCGUCAUCCGGUGCACGGCGAAUACAUGAGCUUCACACUACCCGAGCCUGGACUUGAAAAAUACGUUUGAUUGAAUUGGGACAACGCGCCGAGGCUGCGACCGUGCGCGUUCGAGAACCGAGUUCGAAGCGCUUGCAGGUUUUGCCCGGCCGUACACACAGGUGACGAAGCAUCUCGCAUACAAGCAGUUGGUCGUGUGUUGUUUUCUCUGGCCGCGGCAAAUUGUUUUUUAAAAAAAAAAUUUAUGCGGUUUGCUUGGUUUAUAACUACCUGAUUUAUUAGACGCGCGCAUUUUGAACUGUCCCUGUUCAAGGCUACAGGAGACUUUACUCUGCGUUCUAUAUAUAUAUAUAUGCGUGCGCACGCGCACUUCGUGUAUCAAAGGUCUAGGUGUAUUUGGUUGUCUGGGGCUCUCGACAGGAAGAAUAACACAAGUCGGUUUGGGGCUUGUGGCGGCACACGCUUAGAAUUUUAGAGUUUGCUGCUUGGCUCGAGUUCGCGAUUACACCUGUUAUGGUAGGUUCAUUGAAUAGUCGGACUCUAGGCAAAUGAGCCACGAACACUUCAAUUCAAAGAAGUUUGUAGAAAAUGCGCUUGAAAUGUUUGAUUCAUAUGGGUGGGCACUCGACAAUUGCAAAAUGUAUGAGAAGUAUUUUUAUUUAUCCGACAAGUCUAGAAAGGCGAAGGGACAUAGGCGCUGGGAUGAACAGAGAUACAAGCGCUCGGGAGGAUUAGCCGUUUUCGACAGUUUUAAUUCAAGUACCGCGAAAAGUCAUUGCAUGAACGACGCAGAUAGCGAAAAGGAUGAGCAUGAGGGCGCGUCGGGUCACCGACCGUCGAUUGACUAUGAUACGAGUAUCAAAGAGGACUUUGUAAAUUUUAUGGAGAUGAGGACCGAAAAAUUGAAUAAGAAGAAGCUGGGCGCGAAUAGGCCGAGCGGUCGAAUGACGGCGGCUCGCAAGGACUCGACGCGCUCGUUGUCCACAAUGUCUUUGGAAGAUUUAGGGGAAGAAAAACGCUAUAACUUUAGGGUAAGCAUCAAAAAAAAGAGGGAUGCGAACCGAAGAAGGUCGAGCAGGACUCAUAAAAGCAAGCCCGAGCAGUAUUGUACGCGCGAUGCAAUCGCAAGGCCCAUGAAAAAGUUCGAGUUGACUCCUAUGACGUUCGUUCGGGCCAAGGACAAGGCUUCGCUUCCGCAUCAAGACUGCGUUUUGAUUGAAGAGGAGGAGCGAAUAGAAAUGGAGUCGGCCAAAUUUGAGCAGCAGAAAAUAGAAGGGGUGGAAGGGAAUUUCCCGAUUGGUCAGGUGGAAAGCCAGAUUCAACUUGAAUCCGAAAACGAGUAUAUUAAAUAUGAACUGCCUGAAUACGACCUAGAUCAAGUAAUCAAAUCAAGGUCGAAGUUCAAGUUCAAAGUCAAACACAAAGACAGUUUCUCCUCGACCAGAGAAACAACUAGAGGGCUGGCCACGGGUGCCAGAGGGUCCAAUAACGUCUUUACGUAUGUUCAUACAUUGAAGAAAAAGGGUGGAUUUACUGUCGACGAUGAGUAUCUAUUGUCAUCAACACAUGCUUCUGGUGUCGAUAGCAACCAGGGUAAAAUUCAGGACGUGCCGGGUAUCCUAGACAAUACACCUAUUGAAUGGGCCGCGUCGGACAGUAACAGGCGUUCAGUAGGUCGUUGUACGCGUGCUAAGACAAAUGACUUCUCGGGCCGGAUCUCUUUAACUUCUGCCGGAGGUUCAGAAAAUCCCGUCGACUCGCUUGGUUCCGCACUUUCCUCUAUGAGUCUCGAUAGAGACGGCGUCCCAUCUCCGAAUUCGUACGCGCGUAAUAAGUAUUGCGACUCAAGAGCGGGUCGCAAUAGACCCAAGCAAGGCACACCUCCUGAAGAAUCUCCGUUUCUCGAUGUCGGCAUUUUGAGAAAGAAGUCCGACAACGCCUAUAGCCUUUGGAUCGCGACUCUGCCUAAGUCCGAUCAAACGAGUGAUCCUAUACCAGACCAAAGCCUUGGGCUUGGCUCUGCGCUUGAGUCGGUAUCUACCGCCUUGUUUAUGGCUGAACCGACGCCUGAGUCAGCGACGGUCGAACCGACGCCUCGACCGGUAGCGGCCGAAGCGAUGUCUAGACCGGUGGUGGCCGAGCCGACAUCUCGACCGGUAAUGGCUGAAUCCACGUCUAGAUCAGUAGUGGCCGAACCGACACCUCGGCCGGCAAUGGUCGAACCGACGUCUGGACCAGUAGUGGCCGAACCGACGUCUAGACCGAUAAUAACCGAGCUGACGCCUCGACCGGCAGUGGCCAAGCCGACGUCUAGACCGGCGAUGGUCGAACCGACACCUCGAUCGGUAAUGGUCGAACCGACGUCUAGACCGGCGAUGGUCGAACCGACACCUCGAUCGGUAAUGGUCGAAACGACGUCUAGACCGGCGAUGGUCGAACCGACGUCUAGACCGGCGAUGGUCGAACCGACACCUCGAUCGGUAAUGGUCGAACCGACGUCUAGACCGGCGAUGGUCGAACCGACACCUCGAUCGGUAAUGGUCGAACCGACGUCUAGACCGGCGAUGGUCGAACCGACACCUCGAUCGGUAAUGGUUGAACCGACACCUCGAUCGGUAAUGGUUGAACCGACGUCUAGACCGGCGAUGGUCGAACCGACACCUCGAUCGGUAAUGGCCAAGCCGACGUCUAGACCGGCGAUGGUCGAACCGACACCUCGAUCGGUAAUGGUUGAACCGACACCUCGAUCGGUAGUGGCCAAGCCGACGUCUAGACCGGCGAUGGUCGAACCGACACCUCGAUCGGUAGCGGUUGAACCGACACGGCGGCCGGUGGUGACUGAGCUGAAGCCUCGACCGGUAGUGGGCGAAUCGACGUCCAAAUCGACUACGGGUGAGCCGAUGCCUCGGCCAGCAGUGGCUGAAUCGACGCUUGAACGAGCUAAGACUGAACCGACAUCUCGAACACCAGAGAGCGAAUUGAUACCCACGCUCGUGUACGAUUUGCCGUUGCCUACAUUUUCGGCGUCGAUGUCUUGCGGAUCGAUAGACAUCCUGGAGUCCGAGUCUGCGGUUGGUUACUGUCCGUUGUCUGAGGUGUUUAAGGCACCCGUCAUAGGCUGUGAUGAGCCUUUGGUGUCAGAGAAUGAUUUUGUCGAGAAUGAACUGGUUGGGAGCGGUGGUGACCAGCAGACCGAUGACGAGUCUGAAGGCGCCGACAAGUAUUUGAGCUACGAGGAGCUCAAGUACUUGAAUGAUGUGAUUCGGCGCUUUAUCUGCACUUCUCCUGUCAACGUCUGCAUGGUUAUAGAAAAAUUCAACGAGUAUCAGGCCGCCCAGUUCCGCCAGUUGACUGAUUUGUAUCGUCUGAAGUGGCGGGCUGUUUGCCGGAAGAACAGACUGGAAAACUCGAUACACGUGACAAGCCGCACCAAGAUACCAGGUGCUAUGGCGGUCGACAGGUAUAUUAGACAGAUAGCAGGGGGGGCGAGUGCGUCCGCUAACGAGCCUAGGCGUUCAAACCGACCCAGAAAGGGUGGCGCAGCCUUCUACAACGGUGAAACGAAGGUUGUGGAGCCCGGCGAGAUUGGCGAGGCGGUGUCCGAGCUUUCGGACGAGCAGGUGGUUUUCGGCGGCGAGCCGGACUUCGUGCGACGACCGGCGUUUAGGAGGAACGCCAGUGCUGGGUUCUUGAGCCACGCGGAAAGGAGAAAAAAUCAGAAGAAGAAGAUGGCGUUAGAAAGAUUGGAAAGGAUGGAGAAAAAAAUUCCUGAGACAAACAUUGGGUACAUUAUGAUGUCAAAAAUGGGAUGGAAUGGCGGUGGGUUGGGCAAGGAAGGCCAGGGGCUUGUAGACCCCAUAAAACCGACAUACAAGCAAGAUCGGAUUGGUUUGCGAGAGGUGGAGGGUGCGAAGUUGGCGUCGCUGGACGUGCAACAAAAAAUACUCGAUAUCGUGCCGCGAGACGGAUUCGAAUGAGCACAGCAAGUUUUCUUAUAGGAGUCUAUAGAGAGCUAUUGAACUGUGAUAAAAAGAGAAGAGAAACAGUUUAGCUGGAGAGUUUUGAAGGCAUAAGAAUGCGUCGUUGUGUGUUACGCGGAGGAGCGGGUGAUGUUUUGUGAAGAGAGCACGCGUUAUUUG
Schistocerca gregaria is the source of this 5280-nucleotide messenger RNA. RefSeq names its product microtubule-associated protein futsch-like. Gene Ontology annotation, molecular function: nucleic acid binding. The record is from RefSeq and is a predicted model, not a curated record. The coding region runs from base 1690 to 5118 and encodes 1142 amino acids. NCBI's taxonomy places the organism in Eukaryota, Metazoa, Arthropoda, Insecta, Orthoptera, Acrididae. The transcript has 2 exons.